AUGAGUGGCUCUGCCUUUGAUGUUUCGGCGAAAGAACCAGGACUGCACAUCUGGCGUGUGGAGAAAAUGAAGCCAGUUCCUGUUCCAGAUGAGAUGAAAGGCAUAUUCUAUUCUGGGGAUUCAUACCUUGUCCUUUAUAAUGGCCCAGAUGAGCAUUCCAACCUGCACAUUUGGAUUGGUCAAAACUCCUCCAGGGAUGAGCAGGGAGCAUGUGCUUUGCUCUCCACUCACCUCAACUCCAUCCCAAAAGAGAAGCCAAUUCAGUAUCGGGAAGUUCAGGGGAAUGAAUCAGAUGUCUUCAUGGAGUACUUUCCCCACGGCAUCAAAUACCAGGAAGGUGGUGUGGAGUCGGCCUUUACCAGAACCCAAGCCAACCAUGAGCAAAGCUCAAGGCACCAACUCUAUCAAGUGAAAGGAAAAAAGAAUAUCCGGGCUGUGGAAAGAGAACUGAGCUGGACCAGUUUUAAUACGGGUGAUUGCUUCAUCCUGGACCUGGGAGAGAAAAUCUUUGCCUGGUAUGGGGGGAAGUCAAACAUCCUGGAGCGCAACAAAGCUCGGGAUUUUGCAACAGCAAUCCGAGACACUGAGAGGAAGGGAAAAGCAAAGAUGGAGAUUGUUGUGGACGGGGAAGAAUCUGCUGAGAUGACGGCGGUACUGGGUCCUAAGCCGGUUCUGAAAGAAGGCACCGCUGAGGAAGAUAUUGUGGCUGAUCAGAAGAAUGCUAUUGCAGCAGUAUUGUAUAAGGGACAUCCAGAUUCAAAUCCAUCCUCCAUUAUGGAAGAUCUCUGGAUGAAUUUGGGCCUCAAAGCAAAUGAACAAGAACAACAAGCGGCUCUGAGAGUAGCAGAGAACUUCAUCUCACAAAUGAAAUAUCCCCAGAAUACUCAGGUACAGAUCCUGCCCCAGGGCCGUGAAAGUCUGCUCUUCAAACAGUUCUUUACACACUGGAAGUGAAAGCUGGAGUCUCCACCUUAUGCUGGCAAUACUCUGUGACUGUGCCUUUCUGCCCCAUCAACCAUUCAAGCCUUAUUGAAUUGGAGCCACUGAAUCCUCCUUGCCUUCUGCCUUUGACCAACCCCCUUUAAUCAGAAGCUCUGCAACUGAACCAGGAUGAAACCUUCUCUUUCCCUACUUCAAUCUUCAGUAUUGCGAUCACAGUAGGGCAACCUUAACUGGAGGGAUCCUCUCUCUUACUUUUUUGAACCAGUUCCUCCCAAUUGUAAGCCUCUACCUCUUUAUGUCUAGACAGUGAUAAUGGGACAUUCUCAUCUCUACAGGAAAUAGAACAUUUUGAUGUGAGUUAAGAAAAGCCUGUGGCUGGUUUCACCCAUUACACUGAACCAUAACCAAGCCAGUCACAUUUAUUGGGUGCAAAACCCAGUCUUACACAAAAUGUGCUGAUUAUUACUAUCUAAUGAUAGCUUUACUUCCUUCCUUGCAUCAUUGGCUGUAUUCAGUGCCUUGAGUCAUACCUUUUACUGAAUUAUAUCUUUCCUGUUUCACAUAAUAUAUUGCAUCAUAAACUAACUAAAGCGACCGAGUUUGACCCAACCAACCAUCUCUGCCUUAAUCCUAACCAAGUUUAACAUUUUGUUUGAACACACCUGUCAAGUUAGAUGUGUUGUGUAAACAAAGCCAAUGGUUUUUUUUUCCAUGGCUGGUGACAGCUUGCAAUCAAUCACUCUAAGAACACCCAGAGUUGUGCAAUUUCAUGCUUGCUUUAAUAACUUUCCUCCUUUUCCCAUGACUUUUGCUUUUGUGUCUUUCUCCCCACCUGGAACCCAGGGAACACCCCUCCCCCAUCAACCUGGGUGGGACAAGAAAAAAAGAGCAGCGAAGGAGGCAGAUGUCCCACAGGGAGUCUAUGCAUAUCCUUUUGGCCGGAAGCAAGGACCGAAACCUGUCUAGUCUCAGGCAUGUUAAGUUUCCAUUCAGGUCUACAAUCUAUCAAAAGUUGCCUGGUAGGUUGGAUCUGGCUCCAUCUGUCAUGCCUGCUUUAAACAGCAAAGGCCGUGCUCUUAGCCACCCUCUAGGCAUUCUUCACCUUUCAAUCAUCUGCCUUUCUCUUUCUAGUUCUAGGCUGCAGUGGAGCUUUCUUGAUUAGCUUGACAGGCCCUGACAAGCAAGAUUGCAUCAUUCCACAGCUGGGCUGAUGGAGUCAGUGUCAAAAGCAGCAGCUCCUUCCUGCGCCUGCUGGAAGUUUAAAAAAAAAACAAGUGGGGGAGGAAAGACUUCACUGCUUCCUUCCCUAAACAAGUUUCGACUUUUGCCCAAGGAGAACUUUUACAAUAUAAAGAGAACUGACCAGUUAGGGAGCAGAUAUCUUUGGUUCCUUCCAUAAAAAAGGGGCUCCAUAUUUUCCAUUACCUUGAAUCUACUAAAGCUCUUUUGCCUUGUGGUUGGACAUUCUGAUAACUUAGCGUCCAUCUCCCAGCUCCUUCAUAAUCUUAUACAAACACUGCUAUUUUAAGCUCAUGUUCCUACUGCCCUCCUGUUCUAGCAAAGUGAGGCCACCAGUCCUUGAAGGAUGGGCAACCUCAGCCUGCAUCUCAAGGGCUUGUCACUUUCAGGUCUCAUCAGGAGUGCUCUCUUUUUGUCCAGCCACAGAUGUCCAGUGUGAUCAUCUGAGAUAGUGCCUCAACUUGUGGUCACGGAGAAAUACAUAGGGCAAUCCCGGGUUGAUAUUCCUCAUCCACGUUAGGCAAGUCCUUGCAGCGUCAGGAGAGCCAAGGGCAAAACGUUGAGCAAAAUGGAAGGAAUGGCACAAAAAGCAGCACAAAAACACACACGUUCCUCAAUUUUCAGCUGAGGGCCUCGGAGGUUGGGUGGAAGUUUCACUCCCAACGAAGGGCUAGUAGUCGUCAUCUUGAGAGGUUCGACGGUGCAAUCCAGCCAAUCGGUGGCAAUGGAACGAGGGUAACCUGCUUGGAGUUGCAGGGUCUCCUGGUCAAACUUCCAAUACUGUUGGCCCUUAAAAACAUAGAGUGUUCCUGCAGCAGGACAGAGAAGUGACAGCAACAAUAGAUUGAUGCAAAGUUGCAGAAGACGAAGAAAUGUCCCUGAAAUAAUACACAGUACAGAAUGGUUUGGAAGAGGGAGCAGAAGUGAUACAGGUAGCCCUCAACUUACAACCAUAAUCGAUCCCAACAUUUGUUGCUAGGUGAGACAGUUGUUAAGUGAAU
Messenger RNA from Thamnophis sirtalis, 3182 nucleotides. NCBI's taxonomy places the organism in Eukaryota, Metazoa, Chordata, Lepidosauria, Squamata, Natricidae. The record is from RefSeq and is a predicted model, not a curated record.